Molecule: messenger RNA, 5458 nt
Organism: Danio aesculapii
Lineage: Eukaryota; Metazoa; Chordata; Actinopteri; Cypriniformes; Danionidae
Gene: ptprua
Product: protein tyrosine phosphatase receptor type Ua
Biological process (GO): protein dephosphorylation
Cellular component (GO): membrane
Molecular function (GO): protein binding; protein tyrosine phosphatase activity
Source: RefSeq, a predicted model, not a curated record
GCAGGAUAUUUACCACACUCUACCACACUCGCUGACUGUAUUUCACCUGUCUUUACCUGCUGGACUAAACGCUGCAAUGAAUCUGUGUGCUGUUCUGCUGUUUCUCAUCGCCAGGGUCUGUGCGGAAAGUCUGGAGGGGCCAACAGCUGGCUGUACAUUUGAGGAAGACUCUGACCCCACACUCUGUGAAUACAGACAGGCACAGGAAGAUGACUUUGACUGGCAACUUGUACGGACCUACAGCUGGCCUCACAUGACUUCUGACCUUAUACGAGGCUCGUACAUGUUGGUAAAUGCUUCUCAGUAUGGUGCAGGACAACGGGCUCAGCUCAUGUUACGUCCGCUGAGUGAGAACGACACUCACUGUGUGCAGUUCAGUUACUUUCUGUACAGCCGUGAUGGACACAGUCCUGGGGGUCUGAACGUGUAUGUGCGUGUAAACGGUGGCUCACGGGGAAAUGCGGUGUGGAAUGUGUCUGGCUCUCAGGGGCGGCAGUAGGCAUUCAGGUGAGAGAUGGCAGUCAGCACCUUCUGGCCCAGCGAGUACCAGAUUGUUUUUGAAGCCACAAUCUCCUCCGAGCAGAAGGGUUACAUCGGCCUGGAUGACAUAGUGCUGUUAAACUACCCCUGCUACAAAGUGCCUCAUUUCUCCCGACUUGGGGAUGUGGAGGUGAAUGCAGGACAAAAUGCCACUUUUCAGUGUGUGGCAACCGGACGCUCCGUUAAGACUGAUCCCUUCCUUAUGGAGAGGCGUAAUGGUGUUCUGAUGGCCCCAUACUCUGUGACGUCAUCGAUAGGUGAGCGGCGAUUGGUUGCAUGGUUUCAGGUGGGAGGAGCCCAACGUGGAGAGCAGGACCUCUAUAGGUGCAUCACCCAGUCAACAUAUGGAGCUGCAGUGUCGAACUUUGCUGAACUUAUCGUUAGAGUCCCGCCCACACCGAUAGCUCCACCCCAGCUGCUGCGCUCUGGCCCCACCUACCUGAUCAUCCAGCUCAACACUAACUCUAUAGUGGGCGACGGGCCGGUAAUUCGCAGAGAGAUUGUGUACAGGGCCAGUCAUUCACCCUGGUCUGAAACACAUGGAGUCAACUCACUGACCUAUAAAGUCUGGCACCUGGAGCCAGAUACAGAAUAUCGCAUCAGUGUUCUUCUCACCCGGCCUGGAGAGGGUGGAACCGGCCCGCCUGGACCCCCACUGGUCAGCAGAACCAAGUGUGCAGAGCCCAUGCGUCCCCUCAGAGGUCUGACAGCUACGGAGAUUCAGUCGCGUCAGCUGCUUCUUCAGUGGGAGCCAGUUGGUUAUAACCUGACGCGCUGUCAUACAUACUCCCUGUCGUUGUGCUACCGCUACUCCACUGCCACUGGAGGAGGAGCCGGCGGGAAUAACGCAACAGUGAGGGAGUGUCUGUCUGUGGAGAGGAACACCUCCCGCUUCACACUCCGAGAUCUGCCUCCAUUUCACACUGUUCACGUGAGGCUGGCACUGGCCAAUCCAGAGGGCAAGAAGGAGAGCCGAGAGGUGACCUUUCAGACAGAGGAAGACAUUCCAGGAGGCAUUGCACCCGAAUCUUUAACCUUCACCCCACUGGAUGAUAUGAUCUUUCUGAAGUGGGAGGAGCCUCUGGAGCCCAAUGGUCUGAUCACACAGUAUGAGAUCAGCUACCAGAGCAUUGAAUCAUCAGAUCCUAGUAUCAACGUUCCAGGCCCACGGCGGACUGUUUCCAAACUUAAGAAUGAAACAUAUCACAUGUUCUCCGGGCUUCAUCCUGGCACCACAUACCUGGUGUCUGUUCGGGCCCGUACUGCUAAGGGCUUUGGCCAGACCGCCUUAACCGAAAUUACCACCAACAUCUCAGCCCCUGCAUUUGAUUAUGAAGAUGUCCCUUCUCCACUGAGUGAAUCUGAAAGCACCAUAACAGUCCUCUUGCGACCAGCCUUGGGGAGAGGAGCACCUGUUAGCACUUAUCAUGUGGUUGUGGUUGAGGAGGAUGGGUCCAGACAGGUGAGGCGGAGGGAAUUGGGUCACAUGGAGUGUUUCCCUGCUCCUUCUUCCCAUGGGGAGACUUCUGGAGGGGCAGGAGGUACACCACCUCAUUACUACACCGCUGAACUCUCGCCUAACAGCUUGCCCGAGGCUACGCCGUUCACUGUGGGGGACAAUCACACCUACAGCGGCUACUGGAACACACCUCUGGAUCCUAGCAAGAACUAUCUCAUCUACUUCCAGGCAUCCAGUAACUUCAGAGGGGAGACAAGGAUCAACUGCAUUCGAAUCGCUCGUAAAGUGGCCUGUAAGGACCAUAAGCAUGCUUUGGAGGUGUCCCAGCAUGCAGAGGACAUGGGGCUGAUCCUGGGGGCCUGUGCUGGGGGCCUAGUUGUUCUCAUUCUGCUGCUUGGAGCAAUUGUGGUUAUUGUCAAGAAAGGCAGGAAGAAGGUCAACAUAAACAAAGCGGUGAUGACAUAUCGUCAGGAAAAGACAUGUAAGCUGGGGUCACUGGACUGCAGUACGACAGAGCACAGUACACUUCAACAGGAUGAUCGCACUGCGCACACCUUCCUGGACUCUCAUAACUGCACUGCUAGGAAUGAGCAGCGCAGCACCGUCAAUGAGUCCAGCAGCCUGCUGGGUGGUUCUCCCAGAAGGCACUGCAGGAGAAAAAGUUCCCCGUACCACACAGGGCAGCUUCACCCAGCUGUGAGAGUGGCAGAUCUGCUCCAGCACAUCAACCAGAUGAAAACAGGCGAGGGGUACGGCUUCAAACAGGAGUACGAGAGUUUUUUUGAUGGUUGGGACAUCAAUGACAAGAAGGACAAGACUAAGGGGCGAAAUGACACCAUUUUAGGACAAGACCGCCACCGUGUCAAAAUGCAUUCCCUUUUGGCCGAUCCUAACUCGGACUAUGUCAAUGCAAACUACAUUGAUGGGUAUCAGCGCUCCAACCAUUUUAUUGCAACACAAGGGCCCAAGCAGGACAUGAUCUAUGACUUCUGGCGCAUGGUUUGGCAGGAGAACUGCUACAGCAUCGUGAUGAUCACCAAACUGGUGGAGGUGGGGAGAAUGAAGUGCUGUAAAUAUUGGCCUGAUGACAGUGAGCUUUAUGGAGAUAUUAAAAUCACUUUACUGAAAACAGAAACGCUGGCAGAAUACACCGUACGCACUUUUGCAAUGGAGCGGCGGGGUUAUCCUGCCAAGCAUGAGGUUUGCCAAUUCCACUUUACAUCCUGGCCAGAACAUGGUGUGCCCUAUCAUGCCACAGGAUUACUAGCCUUCCUCCGGCGGGUCAAAGCCUCCACACCGCCUGAUGCUGGGCCAGUAGUUGUCCACUGCAGUAUGGGUGCAGGUCGCACAGGCUGUUACAUAGUAUUGGAUGUGAUGCUUGAUAUGGCUGAGUGUGAAGGUGUUGUGGACAUCUAUAAUUGUGUGAAGACACUUUGCUCACGACGUAUCAACAUGAUCCAGACUGAGGAGCAGUAUAUAUUCAUCCAUGAUGCCAUACUGGAGGCCUGUCUGUGCGGAGAGACCGCCAUCCCCAUCACUGAGUUUGGGCUCUCAUAUAAGGACAUGUUGAGUGUGGAUUCUCAGACCAACACCUCUCAACUUCGAGAAGAAUUUCAGACUCUAAACUCUGUCACCCCGCACCUGGAUGUGGAGGAGUGCAGCGUCUCUCUGCUGCCCCGGAACCGAGAGAAGAACCGGAGCAUGGAUGUGCUGCCUCCUGACCGCGCACUUGCAUUUCUUGUCUCCAAUGAGGGUGAUGGCAACAACUACAUAAACGCAGCAUUGAUGGACAGCUUCCUCCAGCCUGCUGCAUUUGUGGUGACCCCGCACCCUCUGCCCACCACCACUACAGACUUCUGGAGACUCGUGUUUGACUACGGCUGUACCUCCAUCGUCAUGCUCAAUCAACUGAACCAGUCCAACUCAGCAUGGCCCUGUCUACAGUAUUGGCCUGAAACAGGAAUGCAGCAGUAUGGACCCAUGACCGUGGAGCUGCUCUCCAGAUCCACCGAUGAGAAUGUCGUCACUCGUCUAUUCAGGGUGAACAACAUCACACGGUUGCAGGAAGGUCAUCUGGUAGUGCGACAUUUCCAGUUCCUGCGCUGGUCGGCUUACCGUGAAAUCCCAGACUCUAAGAAAGCCUUUCUCAACCUGCUGGCACAAGUGCAGAAGUGGCAGAGGGAGUGUGGCGAUGGUCGCACCAUUGUGCACUGCCUGAAUGGUGGGGGACGUAGUGGCACUUUCUGCGCUUGCACCAUGAUAAUGGAGAUGGUGCAUCAUCACAACAUGGUGGACGUGUUCUAUGCUGUCAAGACUCUCCGCAACUCCAAGCCCAACAUGGUGGAGUCUAUGGAGCAGUACAGGUUCUGCUAUGAGCUGGCUCUGGAGUACCUGGACUGCCUGGAGGUCAGAUAACACAAGAGCUCAACACCUGAUCAACACUGGCUUCGACUUCUACUUGCCUCUUCUUUCCUUUUUUUCUUUUCCUUUUGCUUGGGUCAAUACAGCCCAUAUGAAUGAGCCUUUAUGUCCUCCAGUGAGAAUGCACAUCUACUUUAAGAGUGGGAAUGCAAAACUUGGCACAUUUCUUAAACCUUCAACCUCUAUUGUCCUCUGUGCUAUUUUUGUUUUGACAUUUUCUGUGCCAGAUAUUCCUGCCAAACCCUUGAGGACACUGAUGAGAUUUGAGAUUAUGACAUAUAUCUUUGAUAACAUGACUAGCUCUGAGCUCUGCCUCUCUCUGCCUUAUACACCAAGCAGAAGGAAAACACACAGAAUUUUAACAAAACCAUGGGGCUGCAACAGUGGCAACAUGAGUGAUAUUGUGUUUGUACAUUAAGUGUAUUGUUUAACUCUCUAUGGAGCGAUCUACUGUGGUGAUUUUACCAGAAAGCUUACCUUGAAUAUGAAGAGACAGUGGCUGAUGGAAGUUUACGUUUUACUGAAACUACUGACAAGGUGAUGUGUGUAAUUUUUUGAUGUUAAUAAUUUGCCAGGAUUGCUUGUGUUGAGAAAAUGGAUUGAUUUUUCUUAAAAGUGUAACACGUUGUCACUAAUUAAACAUUAUUUGGAUUGUUGAUCAAACUAUGGCAUGCGUUUGGGGCAGGAAUAUUUGUUUGUCUGACAAAUGUCAGAUCGAAAAUUGUUUUUUCUUUCUUUUGCAUAAAUGUAAUACUUGUGGCUUAUAAAACUUACACACUUCACCUUUAAGUCAAAGUGACACUUACAAAUUGACAGGCAAUUCAGAACUAUAGGUAUGGAGAUGGUUUCUGAGGUUAAUUCUUGGUUUUUUUUGUGUGUAUAUAAGGUAUAUUUUGCAAAAAAAAAAAAAAAAAGGAGAGAAAUGUUUCUAGAUGUUGUCUUUAAUGUGCCAACUCAUCUUUGUAUGUAUGUAUGUAUGUAUGUAUGUAUGUAUGUAUGUAUGUAUGUAAGUGUGUGUGUGUGUGUGUGUGUGUGUGU